Molecule: messenger RNA, 2359 nt
Organism: Dermacentor andersoni
Lineage: Eukaryota; Metazoa; Arthropoda; Arachnida; Ixodida; Ixodidae
Source: RefSeq, a predicted model, not a curated record
AUGAGAUUUGAAUCAUAUGCUCCACCAAGUCGUUCGGACGGCGCUUUCUCGUUAUGGACGACAGCAGAGGCAACGUGGCUUUCCCGAGACCGUCUUCCCAGGCCUCGACCAUCUUGCCAGCAGGCACCGUCAACGGUGGUGUGCUGGCUUUCGUGGUUCUCGUUGGCAAGCUCCACCAAGGCGACGCCGCGACUUGGCUCAUGGCGGACCCGAUCCUUUACUGCUCUCGGCUGUCUCGCCGUUUUUUCCCUAUACCUGAGAUGCAAGGUCGUGGAUCAGAAGCAGCCGUCGUUCACCAGAGUUUCAUCGGCGACAGAAACAUUGGCUGGAGGCGGCCACCUGAAGCGCUUCUCCGCCAUCGCGAAGCACUUAGGCUCCUUGCACCAUCAGCCACCCCGUGGAUUUGCCGUUUACAAGGUUACUGUUCACGAUCACCACGAUACUGCAGCCGGGAAAGAACACAUCGGCCCUUGGCCCACCACCGAGAUAUGGAGAAGUGCCAUCUGCCUAGAGGAGCCGACUCGGAAACCGGGUUUUCCAUGGCUGUGUUCGCGCAUGCGCCCGAUGUCGCCUUUACCACUGAGGGCGAGGCAGAGAAGCCACCGAGUCCAGCCAAGGUACAAGGCCGGGGCCAGCCGGUCGUCGGCCACGAAAGCCACACUGGAGAGCGCACAGGCUUCAGUGGCCACGGGGCUCCCCUCCGUGAAUUCAACCAUGCAUCAGGAGUGCUUAGGCCACGCUGUCAUCAGUCCACGCCAUGCCUCGAGAUUGUGUGUUUAAAGGGACGAACUGUAGGGCGCAGUUCUUCACGCCCUUACUUUGUUGGCGGCAUAUUCAUGCGUGACCUGUGCGUUUAUCUCCUGAAACGACCAUAUCUCGAGCUAAUUUCGGAUUGUAGUAUGUUUAUGCACGCUUAUACGUUUCGUCGGGUAGUUAUUUCUUGAUUUAUGCGUAAAUAUUUUCGUUGAUAUUGCACGUUUUAAUUUCUGCGUUGUAAUUAAUUCGUUAUGAAGAGUUCCGGUAGGUUUUCCUAAUAGUUCCGGAAGGUUUGCCGACAUGUUUUUUCAUGUAGCGACGCUCCAUACAACCAGCAACAAAGGCCAGACAUUUCUGGAGAUUUAUCAGUAGCGACUGCUGUUCGCGCCUAUUUCGGAGUCUAGCCAAUUUAUGCGUACAUAAUAAUUUUGUACGCUAUGUAUCUAUUAAUUUAUGCGUUACUCUUUCUGUUAUUAUUUAUCGUUUUGAAUUUCUGCGUCAUAAUUUAUUCGUUUGAGAGAGUUCUGGAAGGUUUGCGAAAGAGUUCCGGUAGGCUUGCCUGAAAGUUCAGGUACGUUUGCUAUCAUGUUAUUUCACCUCGCGACCUUCCAAACAACCAUCAACAAAAGCCAGACAUUGCUUUAGAUUUAUCAGUAGCAACUAUGGUUUGCGCCUAUUCCGUAAUCUAGUCUAUUUAGGUGCACAUAUUCACUUUGUCGGCUACGUAACUAUCGAUUUAUGCGUUAAUAUUUGCAUUAAUAUUUAUCGUUUGAAUUUCUCCCUUAUAAUUUAUUCGUUUCCGAGAGUUUCGGAUGGUUUGCCAAUACUUGCUUUCUUCUAGCGACCUUCCAAACAACCAUCAACAAAAGCCAAAUGCCUCAAAAGGAUAUUGCUGCAGAUCAAUUUCUUAUAAGUGCGCACAUUGCGAACCGCAGCCAAUUCGUACGAGGCUAUUGUGUUGCGUUCUCCCCCUUAAAACGAUCGUUCGCGUCUGCUUUAAACUGUACCGUAAUUUCCCAUGUAUACUCAUGCUAUAUAUACAGUUGAAUAUUGUUGUUUAUUAUAACUUACAAUUCUGAGCUAUAAUUAAUUGCAAAGAGAUCUGGAAGGUUUGGUUGCUGGGGACAACUGACGCUUUGAGAUAGCGACUUUCGAAACAAAUAUAAACAAACGUUAGAAGAUACCUUACAAAGAGCCCUUGUGUAGGUUCAUUGUAUGUCAUGAAAUGAUCCGGCCUCGUCUGAGUUGAAUUCUGCGCAUGUUUGCGUACUUUUCAGACGUAUUUGUGGACAAGAACUGCGACCUUUCUGUGCGAGACUGUUGUUGUGUACACAUGGACUUGCAGGCACCUCAUUUUGCAGUCGGUGCGAAACUUCGUGUGAUAAGGAAAUGCGAUCUUUGUUUUUGUCAAGAAGGGCGCGUAUAUCAGGAAACCAGGAUGCAGUGGUUUGUGGUAUUACCGGGACAUCCUUGUAUGGAAGAUUUCGCCUAUUGGUCAUACGGUGUCGAACUGAAAAGGAAAUGCAGCAUUCAGCGUCACUUGUUGGAAAAGUUUGAAACUAAGCUCUAAUGAACCUGUUAAUAAAGCUCUUCGAGAGAGUGC